AUGGCACCCAGACCUCCUCCUCAACCUAUCGACCAUACUGUAUCCGACAAUACAAGACUGUUGGAAUUAGUGAUAGAAGCACUUCAACAGCAGAACGCUGCCUUGGUGCAACAUAAUACGACCGCUUUGCAGAGUUUGAAAGCCGCACGUGCUAACUCUGAAGCGACCCAGAGACAGUUGAUGGAAAUCAUCGCGACCACGAGGAACACGUCUGGAACGUCCACUUCUAACGCUACCCACCAGACUGAGUGGAGCUUAGAGAAUUUCCUCCAACAUCACCCUGCCAAAUUUAAUGGGAAGUGCCUUCCUGAUGAGGCCGAUCAGUGGCUACGUGAUAUGGAGAGAAUCUAUGAUGCCAAGAGGUGUCCGGAUGAUAAUAGACUGGCAUUCACGGAGUAUCUACUGACUGGAGAGGCUAGUCAUUGGUGGACUAGCAUGAAGAUGAUCAUGGCGGACGCUCAAAGUCCCAUCUCGUGGAAAGUCUUUAGGAGCAAGUUUUAUGAGGAGUACUUCCCAGAUAGCGUGCAUUUCGCUAAGGAGGUGGAGUUUCUCCAAUUGGUACAAGCUGGUAUGUCAGUCUCUAAGUAUACCAACAAGUUCAAGCAUCUGGUUCGUUUUAAUACCAUGGCUACAAGCGAAGAAUGGCAGUGUCGAAAGUUUGAGAAUGGGCUGAGGAGUGAGUUGAAGCUGCUGAUAUCCAGCCUGUGUAUUAAAUCUUUUCCUACCAUGGUGGAGAGAGCAAAAGUAUUAGAGAAGAACGUUCAAGAGGUGGCACAGCAGAAGAAGCAACAGCAACAGUCGUUAAGAGGGCCUAUAUCGUCUAGGAACAAUGCGAAUUUGAGAAGGAAUCCUUACGCUCAUCCAGCGUUAUCUCCUAACGCUAGUGGGUCUCAAGCUCAAUCAGUGGUUGUUGUCGGACGGUCUGGGCAACAAGGGGCAGUGAAAUGUUUUCAGUGUGGGGGACCCCAUUACCGAUCGUCAUGUUCUCAGAUGGUGGGAGAAAAAUAUUGCACUCGCUGCAGGAGGAACGGACAUUUGGACAGCGAGUGUAACAUGGGUGGACGAGCGGUCAUGAGGCCACCCAACUCAGGAAGAAUUCAACAAGGAAGGGGUGGUCGAGCGCAGGCAGUGGGGCGAGUAUACGCAAUAACGGGCGUUGAAGCAGCAAGCUCAGGUACAUUUAUCAUCAGUACAUGCUUACUAUAUGGAAAGUCUUGCUGUGUAUUAUUUGACUUGGGGGCAACACAUUCCUUCAUUUCGAAGGCGUGCGUUGAGAAACUAGGAUUGACAGAGAGUGAGAUGCAGUUCGACUUGGUGGUGUCAACCCCAGCAGCUGGGGAGGUUAGGACGUCUACCGUCUGUGUUAGAUGUCCUAUAGAGGUUGAGGGGCGUAGAUAUAAGGUGAACCUCAUCUGUUUACCUCUAAAAGAGUUAGAGGUGAUUUUAUGA
Vigna angularis (adzuki bean) is the source of this 1449-nucleotide messenger RNA. RefSeq lists its product as uncharacterized. The coding region runs from base 1 to 1449 and encodes 482 amino acids. The record is from RefSeq and is a predicted model, not a curated record. The transcript has a single exon. Gene Ontology annotation, molecular function: zinc ion binding; nucleic acid binding. NCBI's taxonomy places the organism in Eukaryota, Viridiplantae, Streptophyta, Magnoliopsida, Fabales, Fabaceae.